AUGACUAUGACAUUAUCUACUAGUGACAAGCUAUCUAUGGCGUUGGAUGAUAUUCCUCCGAAAAACACAGGGAAUCGUAGUGAGAGAUUUAGACCUGGCGGCGGGGGAAGGAGGCGAUUCACGAACGAUCGGAGAUUCCAGCAUGGAAUGGUAAUUAAACACAUUAUACGCAUAUCAAAUCUAGACCAUACGAUACGGGAUAAUGAUUUGAUGGAACUAUUUAGUUCAAUAGGUCCAGUAGUUAAGACUUGGAUUGAUUAUGAUCGGACCGAUAGGUCUCUAGGGACAGGAGGGUGUAUUUAUGAAAGGGAAAGCGAUGCCAAGCAAGCAAUGUCACAAUUUAAUGGUCGCAAAAUCGAAGGCCUUCCCAUAAAUCUUGAAUAUCACCGAUCCAAAUAUCCCAAUACACAAAAUCGUUUCACACGCAACUCACGUGCCAAUCGCUUUAAUACCAAGGAUAGAUUAAUUAAAAAACCAAUAAAAUGCCCCUGGUAA
This is a messenger RNA of Babesia microti strain RI, 495 nucleotides long. RefSeq names its product THO complex subunit 4-A. Gene Ontology annotation, biological process: mRNA export from nucleus. NCBI's taxonomy places the organism in Eukaryota, Apicomplexa, Aconoidasida, Piroplasmida, Babesiidae. Gene Ontology annotation, cellular component: nucleus. Gene Ontology annotation, molecular function: mRNA binding. The record is from RefSeq and is a predicted model, not a curated record. Bases 1 to 495 code for a protein of 164 amino acids. The transcript is spliced from 4 exons.